AUGGCGGCGGCGGCGGGCGGCUCGGGGCAGGGCCCGGAGGCGGACGGGGGCAGCGAGGAGCUGGUGCUCACCCCGGCGCAGCUCAUCCGUAGCCUGGAGCAGGCUUGGCUGAAUGAGAAGUUUGCCCCGGAGCUGCUGGAGGGCAAACCUGAGAUCGUUGAGUGCGUUGUGGAGCAGCUGGACCACAUGGAGUCAAACCUGAAACGGGCAAAGGCAGGAGACUUAAAGGUCAGCGUCCAUCGCAUGGAGAUUGAAAGGAUCCGUUACGUGCUCAGCAGCUACUUGCGAUGUAGGCUUGUGAAGAUAGAGAAGUUCUUUCCCCAUGUCCUGGAGAAAGAGAAGUCUCGAGCUGAAGGGGAGCCUUCCAUUCUAUCCCCAGAGGAGUUUGCCUUUGCUAAAGAGUACAUGGCAAACACAGAGACUUACCUAAAAAAUGUGGCCCUAAAACACAUGCCACCUAACCUGCAGAAAGUGUCCCUCUUAAAAUCAGUCCCAAAGCCCAACCUGGAUUCCUUCGUCUUCUUGAGGGUGCUGGAGAGGCAGGAGAACAUCCUGGUUGAGCCGGAGACUGAUGAGCAGAGGGAGUACACCAUCGAUCUGGAGGAGGGCUCACAACAUCUGAUCCGCUACAAGACCAUUGCCCCUCUGGUGGCCUCGGGAGCAGUGCAGCUCAUCUGAGCGGCGGCGGUAGGUGCUGAGCCAGGUAUCUGAGAUUUGCCUGCAGAGUAGGCCUGGAUUUGGAAGGAGUGUCUACAGGAGCCUUGGGCAUCUGUGUUUUCUCUGAGAUUGCAAAUGGUGCAAUCAUGAUGGAAGCUCUGGAAAUAUCAGACAGUGUUUGAACGUUUGUCAUAAACCUAUUUAACCAGAGCAA
Molecule: messenger RNA, 871 nt
Organism: Oxyura jamaicensis (ruddy duck)
Lineage: Eukaryota; Metazoa; Chordata; Aves; Anseriformes; Anatidae
Gene: GINS4
Product: GINS complex subunit 4
Exons: 8
Coding region: 1-678 (225 amino acids)
Biological process (GO): double-strand break repair via break-induced replication; DNA-templated DNA replication
Cellular component (GO): GINS complex
Source: RefSeq, a predicted model, not a curated record